UCAUCCUGCACUCUGCUGGAGAUCAGAGGCGAUCAGAAUAUGCCCUUAAACUACCCAUAUUUGACAUUGAAAGUGAGUAGAACCCGUUAGGCUGCUGCCGUGGGAUCGGACUGAGUUAGGAGUGAGCAUGUCUUUGAGCACAGCUUCUCCCCGGAAGUCAUUCAGUGUCCCUGUUAACAUCAACCUGCAGGGCGCUCGCAGGUGGCAAACACGACCCAGAGAGCUCCUCCACCCAGUAGCAGUGCAGGAACAGGAGUGGACCAGGGGUGUGGAUGGACGAGGAGGGCAGCGACUUCAAACCCAAAUGCCAGUAUCCAGCAUUGGGGAGGACAGAGCCAUCCUGCUGGGCUUCACCAUGAUGGCCUUUGCUGUGCUUAUGUUCUUUGUGGUUGGCAUCACUGUGGUCAAACCCUACAUCAACAGUAACUGGGAGGAGGAAGGCGGCUGUGUGCUGCUGCAGACUGACAUGCAGGACGAGUGGGUGGACUGCAGAGGAGUGAGCACCGUGCCGUGCCUCAGGGUGAAAGUGAACGUCACAGGCUCAGAGCAGACGGCUUUUCUCCACUUUGAUGAGGAGUCUGUUCUCCUCACUCCUGAGUGUUUCUACACACCCAAAUGUCAGAUGGAAAAGGCAGAACUGCAGCAAGAAGUCCUGAUCGUGAAAAAGAACUUGGACUCUAAGCUGGGCAGCCGUGUGUCCUGCUUCACGGACCGCGAGAAGCACCCAGAGGACGCCAUCCUGAGCAGGAAGUACACCCUGAAGAUGACGCAGUCUGCCUUGCUGUGGCCCUGCCUGAUGCUGGGCAGUGGAGCUCUGCUGGUGGGCCUGGUGAAGCUGACGCAGUGUCUCGCCUGUCUGUCUGCAGAGGUGUGCAGUGAGACCACAGGACUUAAACUCACCACCGUGCACGCGCACGGCAAAUUGUACAAACUGCUCCGCACAUCCAGCCUGCACUCCCCCUCCUAACUAACAAC
Messenger RNA from Thalassophryne amazonica, 975 nucleotides. Its product is annotated as calcium-activated potassium channel subunit beta-3. Gene Ontology annotation, molecular function: potassium channel regulator activity; calcium-activated potassium channel activity. The coding region runs from base 128 to 967 and encodes 279 amino acids. NCBI's taxonomy places the organism in Eukaryota, Metazoa, Chordata, Actinopteri, Batrachoidiformes, Batrachoididae. The record is from RefSeq and is a predicted model, not a curated record. The transcript is spliced from 4 exons. Gene Ontology annotation, cellular component: voltage-gated potassium channel complex; membrane. Gene Ontology annotation, biological process: potassium ion transport; detection of calcium ion.